GACAUGAAAAUGGAUCCAACGUAUGGUCAUCAGAUCAAUCCAGUUUCGCGCCUUAUCCAAGUGCUUCAAGCUCGUUGUGAGGAUGAGCCACAGUUUGAGUUGAUCUCAGAGCAGGGUCAGAGUCGCUAUAAAGAGUUCACUGUGCAGGUAAGCUGUGGUUCACGUAUUUGUUCUGGAAGUGGACCGAAUAAGCGACUGGCAAAACGUGCAGCUGCCGAAGCAAUGCUGGCAGAAAUAGGUUAUGUGAAGCCUUUACCUCCACCGGGAAAGAGUUUGCUCAAGAAGAAAACCGAUUCUCAACUUAAUAUAGGUGUCUUUGAUCCGAACGAUUUGGUAACUCCACCAGCACAAAAUGCUACAGGCAGUAGCUCUUCGACGCAGUCAGAUCAGCAAGAUUCUCACGCUUCUGAAGAGCAAUCUCUCCAGGAAGGACUACUAGCGCUUUGUGUUGAUGAUCAGACUAGUCCUCAAGCAGCUCGAGUUGAUACCACAUGGUCUUCAUCGAAUGAUGGUGAAAGUGGUGAAGCGUCGAAUAAUGUGCCGCCAUCACCUGGUCGUCGUCGUGUUACAUUUAGCAAUCAAGUGAAAGCGUGUCCUCCACCAGAUGAUAGCAAAUAUCCUGAACCAGAAUUAGCACCGCUUAAAGCGGAUGUUUUGGUAGAGGGUCGAGUCAAGCGUAUUAGAAGAACGAAGGAGGCAAAACGGGCUUUAUCUGAUGAUCAGAAGUGUGAGAUCCGUGAAAUAGCAAGAGUAUCGAUACAAGCGCUACAGAGUCCAAACAUGAUCGCCUGUAGUGAAGGUGCUCCAGAUUCGGAAGCUUGUCAGCUGCUCAGUGCUAGACGUCGUCUCGAUAGCAUGUCGGAGACCUUCAAGUUCAGUGUGCAGUACACGAACUUUCCUAAGUCACCUGAUGAAAGUGAUCCUCUGUAUUUUGCACUCGUCUCACUUGGAUUGGAGAGACCAAUCGUUUGUCAUGGACGUGGUUCUACGAUGGAAGCAGCUGCCGAGAAUGCUGCUUUCAAUGCAAUCUCAAAUCUUUGCACUUAUGACCAGCCGAUGUCUCCACCGGAGCCACAACUCGGCCCACUGUCACCUUGCAACUAA
Molecule: messenger RNA, 1104 nt
Organism: Haemonchus placei
Lineage: Eukaryota; Metazoa; Nematoda; Chromadorea; Rhabditida; Trichostrongylidae
Source: the annotation of a GenBank genome assembly